This is a messenger RNA of Medioppia subpectinata, 204 nucleotides long. The record is from the annotation of a GenBank genome assembly. Lineage: Eukaryota; Metazoa; Arthropoda; Arachnida; Sarcoptiformes; Oppiidae.
GUGGCAUUGGAUCCGAAGAACAAGAACUUGUAUGCAUUGACUGCGGGGACAGUGUUUUACUCGAUUGAAAAGUUCAACGCAAACACUAAGAAUCAAUUCGUGGAUCAAUGCUAUGGCCAACAAAUUGGUCCCAUUUAUAAGAAAUAUAUUCACGUCAUUAAAGACAAAAAUCCUGUUGAAUUCAAACUAAUAGAUUUGAUUUAA